This is a messenger RNA of Gigantopelta aegis, 1383 nucleotides long. RefSeq names its product carbohydrate sulfotransferase 9-like. The coding region runs from base 138 to 1151 and encodes 337 amino acids. NCBI's taxonomy places the organism in Eukaryota, Metazoa, Mollusca, Gastropoda, Neomphalida, Peltospiridae. Gene Ontology annotation, biological process: carbohydrate biosynthetic process. The record is from RefSeq and is a predicted model, not a curated record. Gene Ontology annotation, cellular component: membrane. The transcript is spliced from 4 exons. Gene Ontology annotation, molecular function: sulfotransferase activity.
GCCACAUCGGUGGGACUAGAGUGGUGGAAGACGCUUCUUGUUCUAUGGGGAACUGGCAACAACACCGCCCAUUGUUUGUGGAUUCUUAAACGCUGUUAUCAUCUGGGAACUGUGAUUAUUAUCAAUUAGAAGAAAGUAUGAAGAAAAAGGCAAUGUUUCAAGCCUUGUUGCUGUCGGCGACUGUAUCGUUUACAACGUUCAUCAUCAGCUACCACUGGCUGAGCCGAAACGAAGUACUAAUAACAAGAAACAUUUCCCGGACAGAUGAAUAUACAAACAAAUCCGAAGAAAACCCAACUAAAAGCCAGUGUGAAGCAGCAAUGAAGUCAGAGUAUUUUGAAACACCUUCAGAAUACUGUCGGUCAUCAUGUGCGAAAAACCUCAAAACAAAGAUGUUUUUCAGGUCUUCUCGAAUGAUUUUUAAUGACAAAUACAAGUUCAUAUUCUGUCCUGUGCCGAAAGUCGGGGUAACGAACUGGAGACGCAUUCUGCUCGUGCUGUCCGGCAAUGUGAAAAUCACCGACCCCUUGGAGUUCAGUCUGCCAAGCGUGCACGGUAAAUACUACAAGUAUCUGUCGUACCUGGCUACUCUCUCCGAGGUGAAGAGAGAAUACAGACUGAACACCUACUACAAGUUCAUGUUCGUUAGGGACCCGUUUGAGAGAAUUGUGUCCGCCUACAAUGACAAGUUCGUGAGGAGAAAUCGUUUUGCGUGGUCAGGGGUUGGUAAACAGAUAAUAAAGACUUACAGACAAGCACCAGAUAAGAAAUCGUUAAAAACAGGCCUGGGCGUGAAGUUUCAUGAGUUCGUCCAUUACAUUGUCGACUCGUCCGUGUAUUCUUUCAACGAGCACUGGGCGUUGAUGUCUAUGUUGUGUCUACCGUGUUCUAUCAAGUACCACUUUGUGGGCCACAUGGAUAGCAUGGAUUCCGAUUCACGGGAGGUCUUGGAAGAACUCGGUGUGUCCAAGCUAGUGCAAUACCCACACAGAGGUGACGACCACACAUAUGAAGAAAGCAAGACCAUGCUGGAGCGUUAUUACAGACAAAUACCACGGGAACAUUUAAUUAAACUCAAACGUAUAUAUCAUCUGGACUACCUAAUGUUUAACCUAACAUUUCCGUCCAGUUUGGAGUCGUUAUUGAACUAAUGGUGACAAAUCAUGACAUCAUUAAUGAUAUACUCGUUCAUUUUAACUUUAUUGUCCUGUUUAUAUCCAGUUAAGGUUCAAACACGCUAUCUUGAACACACCUAAAUAAUUAUGUGGGCCGUCGUCUGUCCAAGGUCGAUCCUAAUGUUUAAUGGGUGAGAGAGAGGGUGAGAGAGAGAGAGAGAGGGUGAGAGAGAGGGUGAGAGAGAGAGAGAGAGAGAGAGAGAGAGAG